Macaca mulatta (Rhesus monkey) is the source of this 2928-nucleotide messenger RNA. It is a transcript of the gene ZNF383, whose product is annotated as zinc finger protein 383. NCBI's taxonomy places the organism in Eukaryota, Metazoa, Chordata, Mammalia, Primates, Cercopithecidae. Gene Ontology annotation, biological process: regulation of transcription by RNA polymerase II. Gene Ontology annotation, cellular component: PcG protein complex; chromatin; transcription regulator complex. The record is from RefSeq and is a predicted model, not a curated record. Gene Ontology annotation, molecular function: DNA-binding transcription factor activity, RNA polymerase II-specific; RNA polymerase II cis-regulatory region sequence-specific DNA binding.
UUUAAAAAUGUUCUAUAUCCUGAUUAUGAUGGCGGUGACAAGGAUUUAAACAUUCGUUGAAACUUAUCAAACGUUUCACUUAAAAUGAGGGCAUUUUAUUGUAUCUAAAUUAUGCUUCAGUAAAGUUGAUUUUUAAAAGACAUGCACACAAAUAUAAUUUACAAAUCAUAUCAUUAGCUCGUUUAUGGUGUACCAUUCAGUCAUUCUUAGAGUAUUCCAAGUUGUGCAAACAUCAUUAUCUAAUUCAAGAAGCUUUACAUUACCCCAAAAAGGAACCCUUUAGCUAUUACCACUCACAGUUCCCCUAAUCCUGCUAGUCCUAAAAAACUCUUACUCCUUUUCCGUAGAUUUGCGUAUUUUAAAUAUUUCAUAUAAAUGCAAUCAUACAGUAUGUGGCUCCUCCACGGACGAAGGCAAAAAUGACGAUUUAAACAGUCUAGCAUUCUCAGAGAGGGUUAUAACGCCUAGUAGAGUGGGUCCUGGGUGCGCUCUGCAUUGUGGGUCGGCUUGGGGCAGAAAGUCAUUUAAGGGACCUCCUUCCACUUGCCGCAGCGCCUCACCCCUUCCGGCUCUAGACUACAGUUCCCAGAAAUCCUUGCGGCUCUAACCAACUUCUGGCCCGAAGCUGGCGACCUUUUCCUGUUUCUCAAGGAACUCCCUGGGGUUGGCCGGUACCAUGGAGGAAGAUUGUCUUCAGGGUGCAGGGCCAGCGUCCUAUGGCAGUUUCACUCUGAGCCUGUGUCUGGAUCACGGAGACGCAGAGUAGCCGUUCGGAGUGGGGAGCAGGGAUGUCCCGGAACUGUGCAGCAGCAGGAACCCGAAGGACCGGGCGCCAUCUUCUCCGCGCGGUCCUACUCCGGACUGUAUUUCCCAGAGAUCCCCGCGAGUCCAAGGCAGCCGUUUCAUUUGCCUGCUGGACCCUCGGCCUCAAGGGUAGGGGAAGUGCGCGGUGAGCGGCCUGGGUCUUGCGGGCUCGGCUGGGGCCCGCAGGUGCGUGCCUGGGAGUUUGAAGGGACUGACCAGGCUGGUUUGGAGUGUCAGGCAUAUAGUAGCUGUAGAUCCAGAAUGACCUCUGAUCUGCUCAGUCUGAGCCACAAGAAAGGCCUGGCAUCUCAUGAUUCCUUUCUUCUUCAGCUCUGCUAUUCUCAGAGAGUUACCCAGAGGAAGAAUGACUGUUGACCAAACCAAAUACAAGGAGAACAGCCGCAAGAAAGACUAACCGUCUGCAGUACUGGAAGCCAUGGCUGAGGGAUCAGUGAUGUUCAGUGAUGUGUCCAUAGACUUCUCUCAGGAGGAGUGGGACUGCCUGGACCCUGUUCAGAGGGACUUAUACAGAGAUGUGAUGUUGGAGAACUACAGCAAUCUGGUUUCAAUGGGACUUUACACUCCUAAGCCUCAAGUGAUCUCCUUAUUGGAACAAGGGAAAGAGCCCUGGAUGGUUGGCAGAGAGCUUACAAGAGGCCUGUGUUCAGAUCUGGAAUCAAUGUGUGAAACCAAGUUAUUAUCUCUAAAGAAGGAAGUUUAUGAAAUAGAAUUAUGCCAGAGGGAGAUAAUGGGACUUACAAAGCAUGGCCUUGAGUACUCCAGUUUUGGAGAUGUUUUGGAAUAUAGAAGCCGCCUUGCAAAACAACUGGGAUAUCCAAAUGGGCGUUUCAGUCAAGAAAUAUUCACUCCUGAAUACAUGCCCACAUUUAUUCGACAGACAUUCCUUACUCUCCAGCAAAUAAUGAAUAAUGAAGACAAACCCUUUGAAUGUAAGAAAUGUGGAAAGGCCUUUAGUCAGAACUCACAAUUUAUUCAACAUCAGAGAAUUCAUAUUGGUGAAAAAUCUUAUGAAUGCAAAGAGUGUGGGAAAUUCUUUAGUUGUGGUUCACAUGUUACUCGGCAUCUGAAAAUUCAUACUGGCGAAAAACCCUUUGAAUGUAAGGAGUGUGGAAAGGCCUUCAGUUGUAGCUCAUACCUUUCUCAACAUCAGAGAAUCCAUACCGGUAAGAAACCCUAUGAAUGUAAGGAAUGUGGGAAGGCCUUUAGUUAUUGCUCAAAUCUUAUUGACCAUCAGCGAAUUCACACCGGUGAAAAGCCUUAUGCAUGUAAGGUAUGUGGGAAAGCCUUUACUAAAAGCUCACAACUUUUUCAGCAUGUGCGAAUUCAUACAGGUGAGAAACCCUAUGAAUGUAAGGAAUGUGGCAAAGCCUUUACCCAGAGCUCAAAGCUUGUUCAACAUCAGAGAAUUCAUACUGGUGAGAAACCCUAUGAGUGCAAGGAAUGUGGCAAAGCCUUUAGUAGUGGCUCAGCACUUACUAAUCAUCAGAGAAUUCACACUGGUGAGAAACCCUAUGAUUGUAAGGAAUGCGGAAAGGCUUUUACUCAGAGCUCACAGCUUCGUCAACAUCAGAGAAUUCACGCUGGUGAGAAACCCUUUGAAUGUCUUGAAUGUGGGAAGGCCUUUACUCAGAACUCACAACUUUUCCAGCAUCAGAGAAUUCAUACGGAUGAAAAGCCAUAUGAAUGUAAUGAAUGCGGAAAGGCCUUUAAUAAAUGCUCAAACCUUACUCGACAUCUGAGAAUUCACACUGGUGAAAAGCCCUAUAACUGUAAGGAAUGUGGGAAGGCAUUUAGUAGUGGCUCGGAUCUCAUUCGUCAUCAGGGAAUUCAUACUAAUGAAUAAUAAAAAUUAAAGCCCCUGUCACCUUCCUCAUUUUUUAAACCAAAAAUCAUGUCUGAUGCUUACCGUCUUCCACAGGUUUUUUAAAACUUUGUAUUUAAAUUGUGUAUCCAAAUGUAUUUCACUCCAGGUUAUAAAUUCGGAGUCUAAAUUGACAUUCCCUCUCUCCUCCAGUCACAUACCAAUGCCAGCUGUUCUGUAAUUCUUUGGUUCAUUGUUUUGUUCUGCUUUCUUGGUGACACAUUAUACUCUUGUUUAUAUUU